Messenger RNA from Corapipo altera (White-ruffed manakin), 713 nucleotides. RefSeq names its product probable bifunctional methylenetetrahydrofolate dehydrogenase/cyclohydrolase 2. The record is from RefSeq and is a predicted model, not a curated record. Gene Ontology annotation, biological process: tetrahydrofolate interconversion. Lineage: Eukaryota; Metazoa; Chordata; Aves; Passeriformes; Pipridae. Gene Ontology annotation, cellular component: mitochondrion. The transcript is spliced from 3 exons. The annotation marks the transcript as partial. Gene Ontology annotation, molecular function: methylenetetrahydrofolate dehydrogenase (NADP+) activity; methylenetetrahydrofolate dehydrogenase (NAD+) activity; methenyltetrahydrofolate cyclohydrolase activity.
GUUUUCUUCUGCCUAUGUGGAAUAACGUGAAAUAAUUUUCCUCUUCUCUAUCUGGGCUGCCCCAGAGUGUUAAUUUGUCAGAGUAGUUUUGUCUUGAAACAUUUUUGUUUCCAGACAAGUCUUUGCCUUUUAAAAUUGCCUUUUGCUGGGGUUUGUACAACUCCCUGUUUUCCUUGGACAGAUGCAGGUGUGAAGAGCCUUAUCCCAGCACCUCCUGGGCAGGAUGCAUUCCAUGUGUUUUCUCCUAGUUUUGUGUGUUUCCAGGUGUUUUUUUCUUCUAGAUUUGUGCCUUUUUAGCACUGUUGAUGUGUUCACUUGCUUUGCCUUUGAUCCUUGGAUGACUGAGAAGACUGAAGGUGAUGGGUGAUGAAGCAACAGUUCUCUCAGGGACAAAGCUUGCCAACCAAGUGUUGCAGGAAGUUGAAAGGGAUGUAGACUCGUGGAUAUCUGCUGGGAACAAGAGACCUCAUCUCACUGUUGUAUUAGUAGGAGACAAUCCAGCCAGUCAUAUCUAUGUCAGGAAGAAGAUAAAAGCAGCUGCAGCUGUGGGCAUUUCUAGUGAGAUCAUUGUGAGGCCUAAAGACAUUUCUGAGGAAGAGCUCUUAGAUCUGACAGUGCAACUCAACAAGGAUUCCAGAGUUAGUGGUUUGUUAGUUCAGCUUCCUCUGCCAGGUGGGUGCCACCUUUGGUCCCAUUUCUCCUCUACAGUCUGU